AUGGACUACUCGUAUUUAAAUCAGGCGGCGGCUGCGGCUGCGGCUGGAUUUGAGGCGUCCAGUUGCGCCUUAGCGGCAAGUGAGAUGCAAUGUGGGUACGGCGAUUUAAGUUCCUGUUCGCAAAUGAGCCAAGCGGCUUAUCGAUACACAGCGACACGGGCUGGGUACCCGAGUAAUUCUGGAGGCGCAGGGACCGGAGGUGGGGCGCCUUUAGGGCCCCAUCAUGGGCCUCAUUCUCAUGCCCAUGCGCAUCACGGUGCCCAUGCCACCACCUGCUCUGUGAUGGCAGCUAGGUCCCAGGAAGUACAUCGGCAUGCAACAGCUAUUUUUCCGUCAACCAUCAAUCUUCAAGUGACAACAGAAAUGAAGCUAACUAUGUUGGAUGGAAAUGUUUGUAAAGCUCUCACUGAUACUCCAUCAUCUUCUACUUGCUACAUUUGCAAAGCGACACCAUCACAAAUGAAUGAUCUAGAGCGUGUAAAGCAGAAGAAAGAAAUUGUAUCCAGCUUAGAAUUCGGUCUUUCUACUUUGCAUGCCUGGAUUAGGUUCAUGGAGUGUAUACUACAUAUUGCUUAUCGGUUACAAAUCUGCAAAUGGAGCAUAUGCAAGAAAGAGGAUAAAGAAACGAUGAAAGAAACUAAGAAAAGACUUUGCAACGAAUUUCAAAAGAAGAUGGGGUUAAUAAUUGAUUAA
Molecule: messenger RNA, 693 nt
Organism: Belonocnema kinseyi
Lineage: Eukaryota; Metazoa; Arthropoda; Insecta; Hymenoptera; Cynipidae
Exons: 2
Coding region: 1-693 (230 amino acids)
Source: RefSeq, a predicted model, not a curated record